Molecule: messenger RNA, 1386 nt
Organism: Zymoseptoria tritici IPO323
Lineage: Eukaryota; Fungi; Ascomycota; Dothideomycetes; Mycosphaerellales; Mycosphaerellaceae
Exons: 2
Coding region: 1-1386 (461 amino acids)
Molecular function (GO): FAD binding; monooxygenase activity
Source: RefSeq, a predicted model, not a curated record
AUGAUCUCCAAAGCCGCAGCGACCGAGCCAAGAAUCGCGAUUGUCGGAGCCGGAGUGGGUGGUCUGGUCACUGCUCUUCAUCUCCACGCACAUGGAUUCACUGCCAUCGACAUCUUCGAAGCCGCUGGACAACUGGUCUCUCUUGGAGUCGGCAUCAAUGUUCAACCGCAUGCGGUCCUUGUCUUGAGAAAUCUCGGUCUGCUGCCCAGGUUGGAGGCUAUCGGCGUCGAGACCCAGGAACUCAACUACUACGACAGACAUGGCAACCCAAUCAUCAGCGAACCCAGGGGCAAAUUUGCAGGGUACAAAGUGCCGCAGUUCUCCAUCCACCGAGGAGAGCUACAACUCAUGCUUCUUGAUGCUGUGAAAGAACGACUUGGAGAUGAUAAAGUCCAUCUCAAUCAUUCCAUAGACAGUUUUGAACAUCAAGAGAACGGGCAGGUGAAGCUCAGCUUCGUUCAGAAACGUUCCGGCGAGAACGCCGCUAUUCCGGAGGUUGUCGUCCGCUUAUGUGUGGCCGCCGACGGCAUCAAUUCGACAGUUCGCCGGAUCCUGUAUCCCAAAGAAGGACCUCCCAAUUUCUCCGGACGCAUGCUGUGGCGAGGCUGUGUUGAACGGAAACCGUAUUUGACUUCAGCCAGCAUGGUAUGGACUGGCCAUGCCAACCAGAAGUUCAUUGCGUAUCCGAUUCGCAACUACGGGGAGGACGCUGGCUCGAAGUCUCUUGUCAACUGGAUAGCCGAGCUGAGAGUUCGAGAUGACGAUGAUCCGGAUACCACUCCUCCCGAGAAAACGGACUGGCUGAACGACGUUCCGAAAGAGAGAUUUGCAGGCCAGUUCGAGAAGUGGACCUUCGGCUUUCUCGACAUUCCGCAGCUCAUCGCUGAGACCGAAAAGGUGUUUGAGUAUCCGAUGUGUGAUAGGGAUCCAGCUCCGCGGUGGAGUUUUGGGGGCCUGACGCUUCUGGGUGACUCUGCCCAUCCCAUGUACCCGAUCGGCAGCAAUGGUGCAUCGCAAGCCAUCCUGGAUGCCGCGUGCCUAACGCAAUGUCUCCUGAAAUGGCAAUCGGGAGAGAUCGCGAGUAUUCCUGCCGCAUUGCAAGCUUACCAAGACGAGAGGCUACCAGUUACAGCCAAAAUUGUCAUGGCGAACAGAGGGAACGGACCCGACCAUGUGCUGCAGAUAGCACAUGAAAGAGCCCCUGAAGGCUUUAAACAUGUUAACGACAUCAUUCCUCAGAAGGAACUCGAGGACAUCGGGCUGGCGUACAAGGCGAUUGCUGGGUUCGAAGUCGACAAGGUCAAUGCUCUUGCCUCGCAGUCAGAGGGAACGGCGGAGAGAUUGGGCUUGAACAAUUCGCCUAAUACGAAGAAUGUAUCCUUGUGA